This is a messenger RNA of Wyeomyia smithii (pitcher-plant mosquito), 821 nucleotides long. RefSeq names its product gametocyte-specific factor 1 homolog. The transcript has 4 exons. Lineage: Eukaryota; Metazoa; Arthropoda; Insecta; Diptera; Culicidae. The coding region runs from base 135 to 674 and encodes 179 amino acids. The record is from RefSeq and is a predicted model, not a curated record.
UCAAAAUAUAAUCUGGCAGCUCUGCAGCUAACGGAAUUCUUAUUCUUUGGCGCGAUUUUUCUGGAUCAGCCAUCUUUUCAACUCCGCUUGCUUUUUCGUGCUCUGGAGCGAAAUAUUUGCAGUGCUACUAAAAAAUGAAUCGACAACUGUUAAGUGCACAGCAUAGCGACAUAAGUUUGCUUGGCUACGAAGACAUUGUGGAAUGUCCGUACGACCGUGCCCAUCAAAUUAUGAGCUUUCGAAUGCAGACCCAUCUGUUCAAGUGUCGAAAAAAUCAUAAAAAUUUGAAGUACGUCAAGUGUCCCUUCAACGAGACACAUGACAUGCCGGAACAAGAGCUUAAGUAUCAUUCCAGCGUUUGCCCGGAUCGGGAAACAUUCGACCGUUACAAGUACUGUAUUUCAACAUCAGCUGCAACAUUCGCUCCAGAGGUAACGGCAAGUGCGGAACCAACGACGGAAUACGUGUACAAUCCUAAGGACGACGUAGACGAAGAAUCGUGGGAAACGGGUUGUAAGGUAAGACCAUACAAUCCGGUGGCUUACGCGCGGCGCUCGAAUGUUAUUAGAAAAUGCACCGGGAUGGCACCAUCGGAGAAGAAGGCGUUCAAGGAAGCCGAACGCCAACGCUUGGCUGAAAUGGGUCGUGUUAUUCCCCCUCGUACAGAUGAGUGAUUAAUUACGCUUUCUCAUCCAUUUUAAUGAAGUUUUUUAAACUCCAAUUAGUUUGUUGCAUUCUAAUGUUGUUAACCUAUAAUAUGCAUAGCAUAGCUUUUGAUUCAAGCUACUGAAAUCAAUAAAAAAUAAAUAGAACUUAGUAAA